UCGGCCAUCUUCAAUAGCGCACAGUCGAUGACGCGGCGCGGAGCACGAGGCGAGCGCCAAAAAACCGUUCGAUAACCGCUCAAAAUCCUCGGCGGUUUUUCUGUGAUGCAAAGUGACGGGUGUCGUCGCAGCGGCUCCUUCAAAGGUAUCGGAACAUGGUAGAGUUCCCGCUGGGUUACCGCGAGGUCGUGCCGGAUCAAACUCUGCCAGAGAAAUGGAAGGAGAUCACCCUGAACACAGGCGGAAGCCAAAGCACGUUGCAAGACAUAAAAGUACCAGAGAGGGCAGGUGGCUACGCCUAUAAAGAUUCUUCCAAGUAUUUCACUCGCAACCGCUUCAUUUACUGGCGCAUCUCCCACGACGUGCUCGAAUUGGUCGAGCACAGUCUGGACGUUAAUCUCGCCAACUGCCGGGUGAGAUACAAGUUCACGGACACUCCAAUUCUGGAUGGAAUCUCCAUCCACGAGACGAUCAACUCCGUCGUCAUCUUGAUCGUCACAGUCUCCAGCGUUCACAAGCUCUCCUUUUCUCACCCCGAUAAGAUUCACAAUCAGGAAAAUCUAUUAGGCACAUAUACCGACUUGAGUGUACAGUCUAUCUUUAGCGAAGCCACCGCACAACAUGCCAGAGAUCCUCACACAUUUCACAUCAUCUCCAAUGCUGGAGCGACAAAUUCUCCAGUGCCUCACGCAGCAGCGUCGUGGCUCACGUGGCCGCAGGAAGAGGCAUUGUUCGCUCUUGCUUACAGCUCGGCCACAAUAUUACUCUUGAGGCUCGAUACCCUCACGGGCCUCGUGCACGCCAGCGAACUGAAGCAGGACUCGAUAAUGCCCAAGUUUCUGAGCGGUAUAGCCACUGCGUUCAGAGGCCGUAAUACCGAGGCUUACGUGGCCAUGUCUCUCGUUAUACACAGUUACGGUAGCGACACGUAUCUGUUUGCAUUGUGUCGAGAGGGCAAUAUACGAAUAUGGUCUUGUAACAAGACGCAGUGCAUAGCUGUGACGGACGCAGCAACCGAGAAUCGCAUUGUGUCUCUAAGCGCGCAGGGCCAUGUCCUGAGGAAAGCGUUGGGCAACGAUAACGAAUUGUAUCUUGGAACUUUCUUGAAAUUUGGCACGAAAUGCGAAUUCAGCAUUCUGAAGCCCGUGCAGGACAACGGCAUAUUUAAGUUUGUUAGAUUAUGUACGUUAUAUGCGCCGGAUCAACAUCUGGUAGAUUUUGCAUUCACGCCGACCAGAUUGUGGGCGGUGUGGAGGACCGCGGACAUGGAUGCGGUGGCGGUGACGCACGCACAGUUGCCGCUCACCGCACAGCACCGCGUCAUUCCCGAAUGGGAGACUACGAUCUUGGAGCAAGCGCGCGACAGAGAUUACAUUGUGACCGAGCCUGGAACGGAUCCGAGGGAAGCGUACAUCAAUUACAUCUUUCAUCCUGGACAGUUCUCGCUGGCGGACAUCACGAAAGCUCUUAGCAUCUACAGAAGGUCCAACGUGGUGGCGGAAAUGAACUUUUCGCCGGCCGUUUUGAAGGAGAGGGUGUGCAUGGCCGUGGAGGCAGAGAUGCAAGCGGAAGUGAUGGACUACGUGAUUAUGGAUGAGGAUUAUCUCGAGAUCGCCAAUCGAUGCUGGUCGAAAUUCUACUCGUGCGUCGUCCAAUACCACGCCAACGGCACUCGCCCUGUAGGUCUGCUGCUGCUGCCGAACGUUUACGGCGUGGUAUUGUUGAAGAAGUCCUCGUUCUCGCUUCUAAGACCUAUGGAAGCCUUGGAACAUCUGGCGCUUUGCAACGACAAGUCCUGCAUUUCCCGGUUCAAGACAACGCCCGUUCUGUCGCAAGACGAAGACACGUGCCAAGACCUGAUCGCGUUGAUGUCCGCGUUGAUCAUGUUAGGAGAGCAAUUAUCUGAAGAGGUCAAAACGGAAAUCGAGAGAGAAUUGUAUCAUCUGAGAAGUCCCGAUAUCAUAAUCGACGAUUUGCUGUCGAAACUAACGCUGGAACCCGACGAUCCGCUGUCUGAUUUUGACUUCCAAUCGGAACUCUGUCACAAACUGAGCAACGUUAAAGACCUGUCGAGCGCCAUGGCCAUGUUGUUGGAAGCUCUAACGUAUGAUCUCGGGCAGCCAAAUAAGCUGCAAUUCGAGGACGAUCACACCUCGAAAGUCUUGUUGAACGUCAGUCAUCUAUUCGGCAGUCAACUAGGAAUUUCUGCGGUAGCGGAAACCAUAACGCAAAUAGCGCUCUUGAGAUUCUCCAUCUGCAGGGAUUUAUUGAUGCUGCAACAACUCAUACUGCUACGUCCUGAAAUAUUCAAUUCGAGAUCUUUGCACACCAUAAGAUCAUCGUUGACGCCGAGAACCGUUGUACUUACUCAAGCUUACUAUGCCGUCACGUGGAUAUGCGAGUCGACGGCGACGUAUACGCCCUCGCAAUCAUUACUAGAAUCCAGCUCACAGCGUCUUUCAUCUCUCAAGCUCAGUGACUCGCGAAUUAACGUUGGACAAAGGCAGCAUCGAUCUCUCUCGCUGUUGGAACUGUUUAUCCACAGCAGCGGCGCGAAACACGCUCAUAUUCUGAUGGCCCAAGCGAAUAUGGACCCAACCACUCUGAUACCGUGGCAUUACAGUAUGCUGACGCAUGUGACGCUCAUCGCGCAACUUGUAUGGCCGAUAUCCGGAAAUUUUAUCUUUCCCGAAUGGCUACUCUCCAGUUGCCAGUUCCUGCUUGUUCAAGAGUACGUGAGGCUCCUGAGCACGUGGUGCGAGUGGAAUAGCGCCUCGAGGAAAUUCAUAUUAGCCGUCGCCUUACUAGAAAUGGGAGAGAUGCAGAAGGCGUGCGAUCAUUUUCUUCGUGCUUCCAACGGAAUAUUGACCGACAUGUUUUUAGUGGAUGCCUUACUCAAUUCUAACGUGACAACGAAAAAUAAGGAUCUAGUUCAUUAUUACCUGAAAGUUAUCAAAUUGUUCGAGGAACACAAUGCGUCCGACUGUAUCAUAGAGAUCGUCGAAACGGCCAUAGCAACGGCCGACAAAGAUGAUCCGAAUUUACCGACGCUUUAUUCCAUAACAUUCACGCAACAUUUAAGCCUGGGUCACCACACGGAAGCUUACCAAUGCCUGAACGCGAAUCCAGACCCCGUGCGCAAAGUGGACUGCUUACGGCAACUGGUUGUCACGUUAUUCGAGAAGAAAUUACUGAUAAAUUUAAUUUCUUUCCCCUAUGUCAAUAUGUAUGAGGAUCUCGAGAAAAUAGUAGAAGGUAGAGCCAGAAGCGUUGAUCUUAUGGAAAACAAUUAUUAUAAUUUUCUGUACAGUUUCCAUGUCAAUAAGCAGAAUAUGCGGAAAGCCGCAUCUGUAAUGUACGAGCAAGCUAUGCGUUUAAGUCAAGAACCUCACUCCGCUCCGAUCAUAGCGAAGCAGGCGCAAUGUCUACUGGCGUGUAUCAAUGCUUUGCAUCACGUGAACGAGAGGUACAGAUGGAUCGUGAGGCCUGUAAUUGAUCAGAGCAUCUGUAGCCCAGAGAUAAACUCGUCGAAUCCACAGAAGAAGAGAAGCAUCGACGGGAAAGAAGUAUUGCACUACAAGAUAAAGAAACAAAUCGAAGUACUCGAGUUAGAUGAUAUCAAGAAGGAAUAUUAUAUAGUUGAUGCAAGAUUAAAAAUAUCAAAAGUAAAUUCGGAAAUGCACAUAGUCACGCAUACUGAACUGUCCGAGCUCAUCGUCACCUUGUGUAGCACUGGUCUGUACGCAACGGCGCUACAUUUGUGCGAUGAGUUUAAAAUUAGCAAAGCCUCUGUACUCAAAAGCCUGACCUCUCAAUGCAUCAAAUUGAGUCAACGCGAAGAUCCAAAUGCCUGGGAUUGGCUGAUACAAAAUGAUAUAUUUGAUAUUGGAAUAUCUAAUACAACUAUUGCGAACACCGCUUGGAGACUGUUGGAGUAUUUGACGUUGAAGCACGAAGAGAGUGACAACUGCGAACUACACAAGGCCGUUGCGCAGAAAUUACUGCAGGACGGAGUCUUUCUGCCACAGUGGCUAUUGAUAUCGUACAAGAAACGCAACGCCUCGGAGCUUCUACGUCUCAUGCUGAAUACUGGUCGACUAGUGGAAGCGAGCGACUUGGCGGUAGAUUAUAUUAACGCAGUAUUAGGUAGCGGUAAAGAACAUUUUGGUCUGAAAACACCAUUGGUGGCUCCCGCGCCGUCUAAUUGGUUACCACUUAAUACCAUAGAAGUACUGUUAAGUGAAUUACAACACUUGAAGAAAGACUCGGCCCAUAUAGAGAGCUACGAGAUGUUAAAUGCAACGCUGGAGAAAUAUCUGGAAACGGUAGAACGUGUUUCGGAAGAUAUGAUUAAACUGAGAAUGAUGAAUGAACAAUUCUAGUAAAUCGAGCAAACGUUUUGUAUCUACGGUUCGCGUAUCAUCUCUCAACUGGUCUUCUGCGAUGUACAUACUUCUGUCAAUUU
Molecule: messenger RNA, 4465 nt
Organism: Vollenhovia emeryi
Lineage: Eukaryota; Metazoa; Arthropoda; Insecta; Hymenoptera; Formicidae
Gene: Nup160
Product: nuclear pore complex protein Nup160 homolog
Exons: 14
Coding region: 156-4382 (1408 amino acids)
Cellular component (GO): nuclear pore
Molecular function (GO): structural constituent of nuclear pore
Source: RefSeq, a predicted model, not a curated record